ACUGAGUUACUGGUCUGAGGAAAAGUCAUCAACUUUUCUCCAAAAAGAAAACUUUUAUUGUAAAUUGUGGAGGAAAAAUAUGUGAUGCAUCAUGUUAAAUUUAACUUCCUGAAAAUGAGUACAUUUUUACGCAAGCACUUUAGCUGCACAGUGCAGAACAGGUGCCAUGUUUAUUUUUGAGAUUAGACCCAAAUUGACAAACGUAAACCAAAAAAACUGCAGAUGCUGAAUGUAUGAACAGGAAAUGUUCUAUACUCAACACGUCAGGCAGUAUCACUGGAAAACAAAACAUUUAAUAUUUCCAGUUAAAACACCUUAUCAGAACAAUGUGGCUUUGUGUGAAUUACUAUUAUCCAUAUUUUGAGGACUGAUUAUUAAAAAAUGAGGACAUUUGCUUUCAGUUCUGCAUGGAAAGCUCUGAAUUCAAAUAUAAUACAUUGAUAAUAAUCUAAUGUUUUGAACCCAGGGUCCAUCACUUCUGUGUACCAUUUUAUAAAUCUGGAAUGACUGGAUGUUUUAUCUUUGGAAUUAAUGUCCCACUCAGUCUAGUUAACUAUAAAAUGAACAGUGCAUACAACUCUCAAAUAUCCACUUUAACACGCGUGUAACUCUGAGCGGUCUGUUUCCAACAGUGGGGAAAUCCGUUUAAUUUAUAUCCUCGUUAUUGACAAGAAAAGGAGUCUGGAUUGUGACAGAACUAAUCACUGCACAAUUGAAUUGAAUGCACAAAGACCAAAAAGCUGUUGCAACACAAGGUAUUUAUUUCCCCACCUUGCUGCAACCUCCCCACAGUCUGGCCAUGUCCUCGAUUAUGCAGUCCUUAGCUUUUGUAAGUAGCCUGGAUUUGAUCAUAAUCAGGAAGGCUGUAAUGACACAGCUGCAGACUUGAGUUAAUUUAAAGUGUCACUUUGUGCUCCUUGAUGAGAUGUGAACAUCAUCACACAGCACCCAUUAAUUUAUGUACGAUGAAAGAUUUAAUAAACAACACAGAUAGGUAUUGUCAAUCAUGUUGCCCAACUUAUACCCUUUCCAACAUCCUUCCCUCUGCUCCUCACCCUGGUUUCUUUUUGGCUUUAAAAAAAAAGCUUUUUCUGUGGUUUACCUAGUUAUUGCGAAUUUUUAUAAUUCAUUAGUAAAAUAGGAUGGAGAAAAUGUGAUAAUAAUAGGCUUUCAAAUUGAGCAUGAAGCGAGUGUUUCUUACUUAAUUUUAAGCAAUAUGCUAUCUUGAGUAGGCAAUAGCUGAAUCAGUAGAUAGGCCAGCUGAAAAUUGAUGACAGGUUAGAGAUAUUUAAAAAUGACCCGAACAGAAUGUUUGCAUUGGAGAACUCAAGAAUUUCUCACGUGGACUUUGGAAAUUGCAGGGACAGUUAAAACGUGCAUGGAAGCUGCCUGCCACAAGAGAAUGAGACGCUGUUUGGCUCGGGAAGAACAUUUUAAAAUACUCUACUGUGCUAAAUUAUGAAUAAAGAUAUUUGAAUUAUCAGAGAGCCAUUGUGUUGGAUGAAUUUGGCAUGUGGAUCAAACUAAUGCCUGAUUGGAAUGCACAGAUUUUCUUCAUGUCUUGGAAAAACCGUGCACUGUGGCUGGUUAUUUAUUUUCUAAUUUCUCAGCAUUUACUUGACGUUUAUUGUCAAGAAUAUUCAGGCUCUGUUUCUGGAGAUGGUGGCCCACAUGCCUUGGAAGGGUCUGCUGCUAAAGAUUUGUACAGACAGUCGUCAGAGAGAAGAGGAUCGGGAAGCACUUCCACCGAGGAUGAAAUGUCUGGUGAUCUGCACAUGACCACAACCAACAUUUCCGAUUUCAUUAACACCUCACUCAGACUGUUUCCUGAAAUUUCAGUUCCUGACCCAUCUGCCAUAACGUCUGGAGGUCCAGACCAAGAAGGAAGUGGCUCCCCCAUGGGAGGUGUGCAAAUGAUGACAGGUGGAGUUACUAACAUGUUGGAAGCAUUAAGGGUAACAACCACAGCUGGAGUCCACGUAGUGGAAGGACCACAAACUGGCUUAAUGGCCUAUCGUUUGCAGCCGGGAGUGCAGUUUAGGAGAGAAACUAGACUUGUGCACCGAUUUGGAUUCCCUGAAGAGUUCUCCAUAGUCACAACUUUUAGAAUGAGAGAAAACACUCCCAGGAUAGUGUGGAAUCUGUGGGAGAUAACGGAUAGAUAUGGCACUGAACAGUUCCGACUUCGUCUGUACGGUGAGACCAAUGCUGUUGAAGUCUACAUCGUAACAGCAGUGGGAGAAGAGAUCACCACCUUUGAGAAUGUGGGCCAGCUGUUUAACCAGGCCUGGCACAAGCUCUCAUUUGGGGCCACAAGGACCCAGUUGACUUUAUUUGUUGAUUGCCAGCAGGUUGGCACGGCUCCCAUUCAACUGUACGGCACCAUUGCCAUGGAUGGAGUUACUGCUAUUGUUAAAGAAGCGAAGAGUGAUGCAAUACUUCCUGUGGAUGUGCAACAGUUCAAAAUCUAUAGCAAUGCCGGCAAGGCAGCUGAUGUAACCUGCUGUGAGCUACCUGGUGCUUGCGGAAGAUCUGGGAUAGGAGGCACGAUGGAAUGUGACUGUGUAUCUUCUGUGGUUGAUUUCUUGGGAUUCUUUGGGCCAGAGGUUUACCCAGGUGAUAAAGGCAAUCAUGGAUUUCCUGGAACUCGGGGAAGGAAGGGCUAUCAAGGUUUUAAGGGUGCCCAAGGAAGGAGAGGUGAUCCAGGACUAAGGGGAGAAGAGGGUGAAGAAGGUUCUCAUGGAGAUCCGGGUUACUCAGGCGCUAUGGGUCUUCCUGGUCUUCGCGGAGAACCAGGUGCUCUGGGAGAACGAGGGCAAAAGGGGGCUGUCGGAUAUAUGGGCACACGAGGGGAGCCAGGAGUCAAGGGUGAGAUUGGUGAAAUAGGAGGAUCGGGUGAAGAAGGCAGUGGAGGUUCUUCUGGUGAAAUGGGCUCUCCAGGUGACCCAGGUCCACUAGGAGCGCAAGGCAUUCCAGGAUUAAAGGGAUUCUCUGGAGAUUCAGGAUUCUCAGGAGAUGUGGGUGAUCCCGGAUAUGUGGGAUAUCCAGGAUCAAUAGGGGAGAAUGGGAUUUGGGGCAUUGAGGGUUCAUCUGGAUUUGCUGGAAUCCCUGGUACUGAUGGUUUUCCAGGUGGUGAUGGCCCUCAAGGAAUCCCAGGAAUACAAGGUGAAAGUGGACAAAUGGGACCAAAGGGAGAAAGAGGAGAUCCAGGAUCCAGAGGACCACAAGAUCCACGUGGCAUACCAGGGCCAAAAGGUGAUCCAGGGGAUCCUGGAAUACCUGGGAAACCAGGAUUCCAGGGGGUGAACGGCUUCCCUGGUCAACCAGGUGAAAUGGGCCCUGUUGGCCAGAAGGGUGAGCCGGGAGAAGUUGGAACUAAAGGAAGAUCUGGACCCAAGGGUGGCCCAGGGGAUAAAGGUGACAAAGGAAAGCCUGGUGUACGUGGUCCACCAGGACCUGUUGGAAGUCCAGGAAGUGGAGGUGUACCUGGAAUACCUGGCCCCCCGGGAUUCCCAGGACCCAUCGGAGUGACCGGUCAACGUGGUCCAAGAGGGGAACCGGGACCUCUAGGAAUACAUGGACCAGAAAUGUCUGAUGACCAACUAUAUGAGUUGUGUGAACAAGCUGUGAAUGAGCAAAUAGCCACAUAUGCAUCUGCAAUCCAGAGAGUUUGUACAGUGGCCUGCCCAAUCAACCAUGCAACAUUGAUAGGGCCCCCAGGACCUCCUGGCUUACCAGGAGAGCGAGGAGAGCAAGGUGAUUCUGGUAAACUAGGAUUGGUUGGUGAACUUGGACCAGGAGGUAGAACAGGAUUGCCUGGACCUAUAGGUGCUCCAGGAGAGAAAGGAGAUAAAGAUGAAAAAGGACCCGUUGGAGCCCAAGGGGUUGGACUUCCUGGAGCAGAUGGAACACAAGGACCAAGAGGAUAUCCUGGGAGUCCAGGAGCUGCUGAAGACGGGGAACCAGGCCCACGAGGACCAGUUGGAUACACUGGGCGCUCAGGCUCACCAGGAUUGCCAGGAUUUCCAGGAAUUCGUGGAAUUUGUGCACCUGGAAACUGUGACAUUUAUGUUGCUGCUCUGCAGACUCAACAACAGAAACAUGAAAGGUUCAAAACAUUAAGUGUUCAGCCACAGGCAAAUGCUAAAGUUUGAACUGUAUAACCUAAGAGGGCAAGAAAUGAUUGUUUUGUAUACUGGUGCAUGCAGUAAUAUAUUUUAUAACUUCAUCUCUUGGUAAAACAAACAUUAUGCAAGGUGAUAACAUAUAGCUGUUUUAAAAGAGACAAACGUGUAGCUCAGUGUUUAAAGGCCCUGUCCCACUUUCCAGAGUUACUCACGACCUCUC
Molecule: messenger RNA, 4347 nt
Organism: Amblyraja radiata (thorny skate)
Lineage: Eukaryota; Metazoa; Chordata; Chondrichthyes; Rajiformes; Rajidae
Product: collagen alpha-1(IX) chain-like
Exons: 28
Coding region: 1512-4154 (880 amino acids)
Biological process (GO): extracellular matrix organization
Molecular function (GO): extracellular matrix structural constituent conferring tensile strength
Source: RefSeq, a predicted model, not a curated record